UGGGUUAUGUUGCUAAAAAGGCUAUGAAAGAAUCAUUUAUCAACGACCCUUCAUCGAGUGUUGCAAACUAUGCUAAAUGGGUUGCUGUCCUGUCCGGUAGUAUGUAUCUGAAAGAUUUUCUGGAAACACAAAAGAUUUUGCCAAAACCGCUGUAGGCAACUUAAAGAUUUUAUAGAUUGAUUAAUAAAUGGCAAGUAUAGCGCUGAUGAUUGGUGGGGCUAUUCUUAAUGCAACAGCAUUUGUUGGAGGGAGUUACCUAGCAAGAUACUUAUCUUCUGACGCUACUCAUGUUGAUGAAGAAAAAAUAAGACACGAUAAAGCGCUUGAAAAGUAUCAACAAGCAAUGGGUGAUUGGCAGAAAAAACGACAGGAAUACCAGGAUUGGUUGGCGGAACAAUACAACAAUAAAGUUCGUGCAGAUGAGAACGAUAAAGAGACAGAUGAGGCUUUCAGAUUAUAUUCUCAAACACAUCCAGAUGCAGGAAACUUGAAAGAGCCUGAGCUCUCAGAUUACUAUAGACCAAGUAGCAACCAAAAGAUGGGAGAGAUGGCGUACGUUGGAGGUGGAAUGGUGUCUCUUGGCUAUGUAGCGAGUAAAUGGCUCUGAGCAUAUUCGGCGUAAAGAUCACUUAAAGAUUUCUUAUUUUCAAACAAAAUAAGAAAUGGAUAUUGACCCAGAGAUUCCAGAUAGAGAAAAUCCUUUCGAACCCGUUGAUCCAGGCGGCGAUGAUGAGGGUGAGUCGAUCCCCAUGGCGUCCACAUCGACUCAUGAUCCUUUCCGCCAUCAUAGUAUAGAUGAAACAUCGUUUAUACAUGAUGUUGAUGAACAUACACCAUUAAUACGUAAAGAAGAGAGGCGGGAUAACGCUUGGGAUAGAAUUCGUGAAAAAUUCCCUAAAAUGAAUCCUGCGAAAUCACCCUUUACAGCUACUCUCGACGAAUACGAACGCGUCGUCGUAAAGCUUAAAAGGAUGGGUGGGAGGGCCUAUCGAUUAUUCGAUGCAGGAGGUGAGUUGAAUGAAAAGCUCCCUCCUUCCAUCAAAAACAACCUUGGACCAUCUGCUGAAGAAAUAAUCCGCUCCAACGAAGAAGAGGUUGCAAAGAGAGAAGAAAAGUUGAGACAGUUAGAGACCAAGCGAACGGAAGUCCCUGAGGAUCAAAGAGAAGGGAUAGGAGCGCAGAUUGCGGAAACACUAAGUGAGAUCGAACAACUAGAGCGCGAGAAUGAGGUCAUAGAGGAAAGGAUGUCUCUGAAGGACCGUGUAAAGGCGAUUUUUAAGAAAUACGGAUUUACCACCAUCGCUGUGGUUACCGCUGUGGGUGUUGUUAUCGGUGUUAUUGUCUCUAAUCUGAAGAAGGGUUUGACAAGUGUCGCAAAAGGUGUUGGAAAUGGUCUGAAAACAAUAGGCAAAAAAUUAGGAGAAAUACUCCCAGGAAUGGUUGGUGCGAUAGCUAGUUUCAUAUUUAGAACGGCAGGUGAAGUUGUUGGCUUUUUAGCUAAAAACGCUUGGCUUCUCAUCGUCACCGCCGUCCUGUAUUUCGUAGAACGAUUUAAAAGGAGACGGAAAUCAUAACAAAUGGUAAUACUCUACAUCGAAGGGAACGUUGGUGACUUCACCGUCUAUUUAGAACACCCUAUCGAAAAGCCGCGGUUUAUUGCGUUGCGAGGUUGUACGUUUUAUAAUCGUUGUAAUAGUCUUUCAAGUGAGGGAACUGUUUCCGAUGGUGAAAACAUUAUCCUUAGGAUCCCUGCGGGGCAGUAUACGGUUGAAACGCUAAAACGUCAAAUAGAUGGGGGUUUGCGUCUUGGUGAAAAGCCAAUCUCUAUUGAAGACUCGUCACUCGAAGCUCAUCGAAACGUCGUGUUGAACGAGCCGCUUGCCUGCCUGUUAGGACUCAAGACCAAGGAGCUGGAAGCAAACACUCAACACGAGAUACGGAUGAAGGGUCUUGAGGCUAUUUUUAUCCACUGCGACCUUUUGAACGCGUCUAGCUCCCUCAAACAAGGAGCCCCCUCACAAAUCUUAGCAUGUAUAGAGCUUGAUAAAGGAAAGAUAAACUUUAGUCCACACAGUCCGAUACAGCUUAGUACCACAUCCACCGAUUACGUGAGUAGUCUUCGUUUUAGUAUAAAGGACGGCGAUGGAAAUACAAUAGAGAGUGGCCUCUACCCGAUACGUCUAAUUUUAGAAAUUACUUAAAGAAUAGCCUCUCUCCAUAAUAAAACUAUGGAAGAAUACAAUUCAAUCUACCCAAAUGUACCACAACGUGGUGAUAACUUCAGACUUCAAAAGACCCACGAUGUUUUGGGAAGUUUGGAACAAGAAGUUAAACAUUACGAGAACGUGAGGAAAAAGUAUAAACGAGCGCAGAGCGUGUUUUCAAAGGUAAGUGUGGGCUUAGGACCCGCAUCCGUCAUUCUUGGGUCUAGUGGUUUAGGAACUUCUCUGUCAGGUUUGGGUAUCGUCGUUGGAGUUCCGUUAGGCGCUUUGGCCGGUGUUUUCGGUCUUACGUCUGUAGGCUGUGCGGCGGUUUCUAAACGACUGUCGCGAAAAGUCUCUAAGCACGACCAAACGGCGGCGAUGGCAGGGGCAAAGGUGAAUAGCAUACGUGAUUUGGUUUCUAAAGCUUUGAAAGACAACAAAAUAUCGGAUGAAGAGUUUUCAUUGAUCUUGAACGAGGUGGAUAAGUUUGAGGCUCUAAAGCUCCAGAUCCGUCAAAAGUCGGGAAGAGAGGACGAAAAAAACGUAAACAUUACCAAGCUGAGGGAAACAGUAAGAGAAGAGAUUUUGAAAGACCUGGCGAAUCGACCCGCUCGGUAAAAUUUCUGUUCGAAAGAACCCCCGUUGGAUGGAUCUACGAAUUGAGAUAUGCAAAGAACUGAUUUAAAAAAAAUCUUAUAUGUUAAAUGAAGAACAUAUAAGAUAAAGUUUACAGAAUUUGUGAAAAGGUACCCUUACUAUUCACGCUUUAGGUUCUCUGCCGACGAGCAUGGCGAUGUGCAAUUCGUUUUCAAUGGGGACGAAUACGAUCCAUUCGACAAGAAUGGGAAUCUAGUCAAAACGUUAUAUCACUUCCCUGGUAAUAGCUGGAAACCCGAGAAUAUCCAGGAUUUUCUGGUCACCGAUGACGCACAGGCAUACAAGGAAACGAUUCAGCAACUGUUUGGAUUUCCAAAACAAUAUAGACUAGACGCGCGUGCAGAAUACAGAAUAUCGCCAUGGGACGAAAACCCUACGAAAAAUAACUACGUCUCUUUUGAUGUUUUUAUAACACCAAAGGUGAAGACACACUUUGUUUUAGGGACAUAUUCACCGACAGCGAGCUAGUAUUCAGAACAGCAAAGGAGGCUAGUAGGUGGCUCGACGCCCCGAACCUCAGUUAUUGGAGUCAAGCCUUAAAUUUUGCUAUGUUUUGCGCUACUGCUGGAUGUGGUGUGACGCGUGACAUGAUUGACGACUCUCAAGUGGGGUCGUUCUACAGAUUUCAUAUCAUUUUCACUAUCAGACGAAUAUUAAAUGAGCUACAAUGUCCUCUUCCUAAAGAUAAGCUCUUUAGUUGGAAUAAAAACUUCUACAGCGAAGCAGCUUACCAAAAACUAAGAACAGAAUUCCGAACUGGCAGCGAUUUCCGGUUCCUUGGACCGAUAAAUCAUGGGUUAGGAAAUGUUUAUAACUACGAUUAUCACGGAUUGUCAUCUUCUAAGUAUAAACCCUAUGGUACCAUUGACCAAUUACACGACGAAUGGGAUGCUGCUAAAAGCGACGACGAACACAUGAAUCACUUUGAGAUCGAGUACCUGAAAGACCCUAGAACCGAGUUUCAGUACGAGUGGUUCUUUCCAGAAAAAUCAAAGGGACUAACCAAGGCUGGGUUGUCUAGGAUAAAUCAAAGCAUAGAAGCCUUUGUUUAUUGUAUUCUAGGCGCACAAGUUCAAACUCGGUCGUCAAUCAUCGGUGAUAGCGGUUCAGCCCAAGAAACGAAACAAGUCUUUUCGAAACUCUUUGAAAGCGCAGUGAUAGAAAACGAUAUAUCAAAAAGUAUACAAAGGUAUCAGUUUGCUUUACAACAGGCAAGGCAAAAACUAGACUUGGCUUUCGCCCUCGGUUGUUGGUUGAGCCCAUCGUAUCUUGUGAUAAAUAACAACACUUCAAUCGCUGGUUAUAAUAACAAAUUACAAAAAGCCACUACUGAUAUGAAAUUGGGGCUAAAUCCAAUAAAUAACGAGAUAAAAACGA
Molecule: messenger RNA, 4238 nt
Organism: Nematostella vectensis (starlet sea anemone)
Lineage: Eukaryota; Metazoa; Cnidaria; Anthozoa; Actiniaria; Edwardsiidae
Exons: 1
Coding region: 663-1574 (303 amino acids)
Source: RefSeq, a predicted model, not a curated record